Molecule: messenger RNA, 2427 nt
Organism: Lytechinus pictus (painted urchin)
Lineage: Eukaryota; Metazoa; Echinodermata; Echinoidea; Temnopleuroida; Toxopneustidae
Product: transaldolase-like
Exons: 8
Coding region: 69-908 (279 amino acids)
Biological process (GO): pentose-phosphate shunt; carbohydrate metabolic process; pentose-phosphate shunt, non-oxidative branch
Cellular component (GO): cytoplasm; intracellular anatomical structure
Molecular function (GO): transaldolase activity
Source: RefSeq, a predicted model, not a curated record
UAGCAAUUGACGCGUACAAACCAACAGAUGCUACCACGAAUCCAUCGCUGAUCUUACAAGCUGCACAGAUGCCAGCAUAUGACGACCUCGUCAAUGCCGUAGUGGCUAGUGCAAAAGCAAGCUCAUCGUCUGUGGAUGAGCAGGUGGCCACAGCCAUGGAUAAAAUCAUGAUUACUUUUGGCAAGAAGAUUCUGGAAAUCGUUCCUGGUAGAGUUUCCACAGAGGUAGAUGCAAGGCUUUCCUUUGACAAGGAUGCACAGAUUGCCAAAGCCCGAAGCCUCAUCAAGCUCUAUGAAGCCGAGGGAGUCAGUAAGGAACGUAUUCUCAUCAAGCUGAGUUCCACGUGGGAAGGGAUCAAAGCUGCCGAAGUACUAGAGAAAGAGUAUGGAAUUCAUUGUAAUCUGACUCUACUCUUCUCUAUGGCUCAGGCUGUAGCAUGCGCAGAGGCUGGGGUGACCUUGAUAUCGCCGUUUGUUGGCCGUAUAUUCGACUGGUACGUGAAAAACACUGAUAAAAAGAGCUACGAACCAGCAGAAGAUCCAGGUGUCCAGAGCGUAACGAAGAUCUACAACUACUACAAGAAGUAUGACUACAAGACAGUCGUCAUGGGUGCUUCCUUUAGGAAUACAGGACAGAUUAAAGAGCUCGCAGGCAUCGACUUGCUGACUAUCAGCCCCAAGCUGCUAGAUGAACUGUCUAAAUCAACUGAAGCAGUUUCACGCAAACUAGAUCCUGAGACGGCUAAAGGCAGUAGCGAGGAGAAGAUUACCUUGAAUGAGGCCGCUUUCCGCUUCAUGCACAACGAGGAUCAGAUGGCCGUGGAGAAGCUGUCCGACGGCAUCCGAAAGUUUGGAGUCGAUGCCGGCAAGUUGGAGGGUGUGCUUCGAGAGAAGCUCAAGUUGUCCUAAACAUUGUUGCCGUAGCGACAGAAUUGUAGAUCGUCUCCAGAGCGAACAGGGGUAGUAUAGCAUUUUGCAAGGGAAAUAUGUGCACAAACUGUAGAGGUUUGCUACUGAAAAGUUGGAGUUUUAUUGAAAGAGAAAGAGUGAGAGAGAAGGGAGGAGGUGGGGACUUGCGAGUCUUUAAACCUUUUCUUCCUCAUCAUGUCUUCGAUCCACACUACAUUGAUUUAGUGCACUUGAGAAUAUGAUGUGAAAAUUAUCAUUUAGGGUUAUUAGAUGAAGAUAUCGUGAAUUUCUCCAUAGUGAGUAAAAAACUUUGAUGAUGUGUGACCAGGCAGCACAAAACAAAAAAAGUCGUCAGAAAUGAAAUUUUAGUUUAAAAGCUCUUCUGAUGGAGGAUACUCAAGCUUUAUAAUGAUAUAUAACUCAUUAACAAUGAUUGAUCCUAAGGCUAACCCACUCAAGCAAGAGGAGAAUGUUCACCACACUGCAACACACCUUUUGAGAAAAGGGGGAUUAAAAAUUACUCUGUUGUCUCACAAUUCGGCAAACUGAAACCUGAGACAACAGAUUAUUUCCUUUGCCGAUUCUAUACUACCACGAUGACCAACAUCUUCCGUACUAUUAAAAAUUACUUGUCUAUUGAAGAGCAUUUAUUCUUCCACUGUUGAAGAGCGCUUAUUCUUCCACUAUUGUGUAUUGUAGACAAAAAGAAGAUUACAAAUCAAUAGAAUUUCGAAAGAAGGAAUUAUCAGUUCACACACUAAUUAUGUACAUCCUGUCCAUUAGUUUGAACAAGGAUCAUUAUUAGAACUUAUCCUAUUUUAAAUUUAUAGGAGUUCAAAGAGAGACAAGUAUUCAGGUUUUUCGUGGAGACAAAAUAUGAUAACAGUUAACUCAAAAAGACAAAAAUAGGUCUAAUAAAAACACCCAAAAAUAAACACUUUAGGUUUGAUUGGUACAUCCAUUUUUUUACAGUAAAGAGGGGAGAGUAUACUCUUUCAGAAAACACCAAAAUCUGAAAUUUGAACAUUCUGACCAAAACACUCUUCAUUGGCUCCAAUUGGAAAUCACACAGUGCGACUUUUUGUGGGUUUUGUGGUGCUGGGUCACAUUUAAUUAAAAAAAUCCUAAUUUGGUGGGGUUUUUUUCAAGAUAAAGAUAUAAUUGAUUUGAAAAGGGGGAGUCGCCAUUGAACAUUACAUGGUUAUUGAUCAUUAUUUCUUAAUUUCAAUAUUUCAUCAGAUUGUAUUUGGUUAACAGUACGCUGAACUUUAUUUUCUUAUUAAUUGAGAAAUUAAAUUGUAAUAUUAUUCAAUGUUAAGUAUGUUUCUGCUGGAAUUAUGUAUUUAUCCCAUUCUGAUAUUCUCUCAAAUAUGAAAAUCAUGGGGACAUGCAUGUAGUUGGGGAUAAUUCUCUGUACGAAAAAUACAAAAAUUAAUAUCUACGAUCGUCUCUAAAUAUAUUUUCACGUUUUGUUGUCAGUUUUGUAGUAAAGUGAUGGUUAUUUUAAAGAUUAAAUUAC